AUGCUGACUUUAAGUCAACAGGUGGUUUUCUUUGUGGCCCUCAGUGAGUUCUUUCUGGGGACUUGGAUAAAUGGCUUCACUGGACUGAUGCUCUGUCUCACUUGGGUCAAGAGCAGGAAGAUUUCUUUGUCUGACUUCAUCAUCCUGAACCUAAGUCUCUCCAGGAUCAUCCUUCAGGGGAUACUAAUGUUUGAUACUGUUUUAACCAUGUUCUAUCCCCAUUUACAGGAUGUAGGCACAUUCAUGCAAAUUAUCGAUAUUUUAUGGACAUUUAUCAAUAACUUAAGCAUCUGUCUGAUGACCUGCCUCAGUGUCCUAUACUGCCUAAAGAUUGCCAAUUUCUCUCACUAUGUCUUCCUCUGGCUCAAGUGGAGGGUUUCCCGUGUGGUCAUCUGGAUUCUUCUGGGUUCUGGUUUCUACUCCUUCUUCAGCAUAGUGGCACUAAUCGUGAAAUUCAGUGAUUAUUCUGACCUCUGUCAAAUGAAACUCUCAGAAAACUGCACUGAAGAUGACAAAAGAAGGAAAAUUGAGUAUUAUGUCAUACAUAUUCUUGGUGCUCUCUGGUCAGUCAUUCCCUUCUCUGUGUCCCUGACCUCUUCUGUCCUUCUCAUCCUCUCCCUGAUAAGACAUAUCCAGCAGAUGCAGCAUCAUGACACUGGCACGAGGGACCUGAGCACCAGGGCCCAUGUGAAAGCCACCAAAGUCAUCCUCUCUUCUCUCUUCCUCUUCAUUGGAUACAUUCUUAUUCUCCUUCUUAUUAUGUCUAGUCAUUUCUUUCCAAACUCCAAGCUGCCAGGGAUAACUGUGACACUGAUUUUCAUUGCUUAUGCCUCUAUUCAAACCUUUGUUCUAAUCCUAGAGAACCAGAAGCUAAAGCGGGCAUUCCUUGGGAUGUUCCAGAUCAAAAAAUGGAGGCUGAAAUGUUAG
Messenger RNA from Trichosurus vulpecula (common brushtail), 927 nucleotides. RefSeq names its product taste receptor type 2 member 3-like. Lineage: Eukaryota; Metazoa; Chordata; Mammalia; Diprotodontia; Phalangeridae. Gene Ontology annotation, cellular component: membrane. Gene Ontology annotation, molecular function: bitter taste receptor activity; G protein-coupled receptor activity. Gene Ontology annotation, biological process: detection of chemical stimulus involved in sensory perception of bitter taste; sensory perception of taste; G protein-coupled receptor signaling pathway. The transcript has a single exon. The record is from RefSeq and is a predicted model, not a curated record. The coding region runs from base 1 to 927 and encodes 308 amino acids.